AUGAAUACGAUGAGACUAUGGUUUCUCAUAUCGCUAACAUGUUUUGUCAAUUCAAAAAGCCCAAUUGAUUCUCUUGUACACAAACCAAAUUUGAUAACACAAACCUCAAUCCUUUCUGACCACGAGAAACUCAAUGAUGAUUUCCAUAAUAGUUCGAAUCCAGCUUCUACUAUCCAAUUAGCAUAUGUCACACCGUGGAAUAAUCGCGGCUACGAAUUGGCAAAAUUGACAGCUCACAAAUUAUCCCAUGUUUCGCCUGUUUGGUUUCAGAUAAAACCUCAAUAUGAGGAAGGAGUUUUCGAGACAUGUAGAAUUGAGGGUGCUCACGGAAUAAACAGAGAUUGGAUAAAUUUGCUCCGCCAGAAGAACAAGAAUAUUAGAAUUGUUCCGCGACUGAUUUUUGACAAUUGGUCGAAAAAUGAAAUGGACGAAUUUCUUGUAAAAACGCAACUUACAAAAAAGUGCAUCAACACGGCUGCCGAUUUUUAUCAGAAGAACGAGUUCGAUGGGAUAGUUGUCGAGUUUUACCUUCAAGCAAUAAUGGUCGAAAAUUCGAUGGAAGCAAAAUUGUAUAUUAUCGAAACAAUGGAAGAAAUCGCUGAUAUAUUCCAUAAACGGAAUCUUGAGGUGAUUUUCACAGUGCCUCAGCCUCUUUUUCCAACAAGAUCGCCUAGUAUGAUCAUUGAGCCGCAAGAAUUUAGAGAAAUUGCCCAGUUUGCUGACUAUGUUCAGGUGAUGACUUACGACUACAAUGGGGAUGAGCGUGCUGGAGUUUCGCCAUACAAUUGGUUUAAAGAAUGCAUUUCUUAUCUUGGAAAAGGUGGCAAAUCAGAGAAAUUACUCUCCGGAAUUAAUUGGUAUGGAUAUGAAUAUACGACUCGCAACGUUCAACCAAUCAUCGGAAAAAAGUUUUUGGAUAUAUUGUCCAUGUUCCAAGAUCUUGAAUUUAGUUUUGAUGAGCACGAAAUAGAGCAUAUUUUGUCAACACCUGAAUCGAUUAUUUAUUAUCCGUCGUUGACAUCUUUGGAAGCCCGAAUGAAAUUUGCCCGAGAAAAAACUGGUGGAAUUGCAAUUUGGGAUUAUGGCCAAGGAUUGGAUUACUUUACUAAUCUUCUUGUCUAG
Messenger RNA from Caenorhabditis bovis, 1122 nucleotides. NCBI's taxonomy places the organism in Eukaryota, Metazoa, Nematoda, Chromadorea, Rhabditida, Rhabditidae. The record is from the annotation of a GenBank genome assembly.